AUGUCAAUUAAAUAAUCUUUUAAACCUUUAUUUUAAUAAUUUGUAAACCAUAAAAACCUCCUGAAUACUUUUGCAUAUUCAAUAUAUUAAAAAUUUGAACUUAUAGAAGAAAGUCAUGAAUUAUUAACAAAUGAUAAUUAAAUUUUAUUAAAAUAUACAGUCCCUUAAAAUUUAUGUAAUUUCUUCGGUGUAGUUCACGGAGGAGCAUUAGCUACUUUAGUUGAUUGUUCGACUACUUUGGCAAUUUUAAAAAAAGAUUAAUUUAAAAGGUUAACUACAACAAUUGAAAUAUCCUAGCACUGUUUAAAUCCUUGUAAUUCAGGCGAAGAAAUAUUUAUAAGGGCAGAAUGUUUAAAAAUGGGUAAGAAUAUCGCUUUUGCAUAGUCAGAAAUUUUUAAUUCGUCAGGGAAAAAAUUAGCUGUUUAAGGAAGAUAAUCAAAACUAGUUUUACCUAAAUCUUGGGAAAACUAACCUCUUCCAAAAGAAAAAAUAUGA
Molecule: messenger RNA, 495 nt
Organism: Ichthyophthirius multifiliis
Lineage: Eukaryota; Ciliophora; Oligohymenophorea; Hymenostomatida
Product: thioesterase superfamily member 2, putative
Exons: 1
Molecular function (GO): fatty acyl-CoA hydrolase activity
Source: RefSeq, a predicted model, not a curated record